Molecule: messenger RNA, 654 nt
Organism: Gavia stellata (red-throated loon)
Lineage: Eukaryota; Metazoa; Chordata; Aves; Gaviiformes; Gaviidae
Gene: GRAP
Product: GRB2 related adaptor protein
Exons: 5
Coding region: 1-654 (217 amino acids)
Molecular function (GO): protein binding
Source: RefSeq, a predicted model, not a curated record
AUGGAGUCGGUGGCUCUGUACAGCUUCCAGGCGACGGAGAAGGACGAGCUGCCCUUUCAUAAAGGGGACACCCUGAAGAUUCUCAACAUGGAAGAUGACCAGAACUGGUACAAGGCCGAGCUGUACGGCUGCGAGGGUUUCGUCCCCAAAAACUACAUCAAGGUCAAGCCGCACCCGUGGUACGCGGGCAGGAUCUCCCGGCACCUGGCAGAGGAGCGGCUCCUCAAGCGCAAGCACCUGGGAGCUUUCCUGAUCCGAGACAGCGAGAGCGCCCCGGGGGAGUUCUCCAUCUCUGUCAACUACGGGCAGCACGUCCAGCAUUUCAAGGUGCUCAGGGAGAGGAAUGGCAAAUAUUUCCUCUGGGAGGAAAAGUUCAACUCCCUCAACGAGCUGGUGGAUUUCUACAGGACGACCACCAUCGCCAAAAAGCAUCAGAUCUUCCUCCGGGACGAGGACCAAACCCAGGAGGUGAGGAGACCCAAAUUCGUGCAAGCCCAGUUCGACUUCUCGGCCCACGACGGCUCCCAGCUGCCCUUCCUCCGCGGGGACAUCAUCGAGGUCCUGGACUGCCCCGACCCCAACUGGUGGCAGGGAAAGAUCUAUGGGCGCGUCGGCCUCUUCCCCCGCAACUACGUCCACCCCAUCCGCAAGUGA